UGCAAGACGGGCAGUCAUGCUUGUGUUUUGCUUUGGUUUUUUUGUUAUUGUUUCGGGUUAGUAGAGCAACUGAGCCCGAGGAGGAAAGCACGGUUGUAUAGCUCGUGUUUUAGUUGUUGUCGCAUGGAUUGUGACUCCUGCAUCUGACAGAGUGACAUAUCGUGUAGACUGUUUAUAGAAAAGUGAGGGCGAUAAAGGAUACAUCCAAGAGUGAGGUGCAAAAUAGCCUGCCUUUCUUUCGUGUUACCAUGGAGAAGGCUUGGCCAGUAGAGUUUAGAAACGUGGGCUGCAGUUACUUCCCUCAGAGCAGAGUUGAUUGCCACUACACACUGAGCUCCCAGCACAGCUGGGCCAGCAAUGACUGGAUAGGGCUCUUCAAGGUAGGAUGGUCAUCAGUGAAGGACUACCACACAUUUGUUUGGGCACUGGCCCCGGCUGAUUAUCAAGAAGGCACAGAGGUCAACUGCUGUGUGCACUUCCAGGCCUCCUACCUACCCAAACCCAGCUCCCAAGAGUAUGAGUUUGUAUAUAUCGAUGCCAGGGGAGAAGUGUGCUCCCGCAGCUCAAAAUUCACCUUCUGCGCUCCAAAGCCACUUGAGGAUCUGGUGACCCUAGAGGACGAGCCACAUGGAGAGGAAGGAGGCACAGACAUGUUGUUGGUCGUGCCCAGGGCUGAACUGCUACAGAGUCGACUGCAGGAAUGCCUGCGAGAGCGCGCCGAGCUGCUGCAGGUGCAGGAGGCAGCAAACAGGCAGAGGGAGAAAGAGAAGCUGGAAUACAAGAGGGCGAGGGAGGCCUGGGAGAAACGACACAAAGGGCUAGAAAGUGAUAUCGCCAGGCUGCAGGGAGAGCUGAAGCAGGGUCAAGAGAAGAUCGAGGAGAUGGAGAGAAAGCAGGAGAAAGAGCAGGCUUUGGGAGAAUUGCUUGCCCAGGAAAAAAGCACCUUAUUGGAUGCAUCGGAGGAGAGCAAAGUGCAAAUCAAAGAGCUGGAGGAGGAUGUCAAAACCCUGACUCAGAGAAUUGUAGAAAGGGAGGCAGAGUUAGAAAGGAUGAAGGAAAGAGCAAGGAGGGCUGGAGCUCAGAGAAAAGAAGAGGAGAGUGAAAGAAAGAGCUUGCAGACCAAGCUGGAACAGACAGAGGGUGAACUCCGAAGUCUGUCUAAGGAGUUCCAGGGCCUGAGGAAUUCACUGGCCCAGAGAGACACAAGUGUCCUACAGCUCCAAAGCACCAUCACCACUCUCACACAGAAACUCACCACUGCCCACAGAAAAGAGGCGGAGAAUGAGGCAACACUGAAGGAGAUGCGUAGCCUGCGAGAGCGUCUGAAUGCAAGUGAGCGUGCUUCGGAGGGCUUAAAGAGCGAUCUGAGGGCCAUGGUGGGCCAGAGGGAUCACGGGCAGGCCGAAUUGCAUCAGGCUCGUCUGCAGGCUGCUCAACUUACCCUUCAGCUUGCAGAUUCCAGUCUGGCUCUGAGAGAGGGAAGAGCCCGCUGGGCCCAAGAGAAGCAGAAUCUGCAGCGCACAGCCGAGAAGGACUAUGAGCAUGUGGAGAAACUGAACACAGAAAUGCAGAGGAUGGAGGAGAGGCUGCAGGAGGAGAGGAUGGAGAGAGUGAAGCUGGAGGUGGAGCUUGGGAGGGAAAAGGAUUGCAACCGGGUUCAGCUGUGUGAAACCCGCAGGGAGCUCCAGGAGCUGAAGACCAGCCUGAAGGUCGCCCAGAAAGAGAAGGAGCAGCUACUGGCAGAGAAGCAGGAGCUGAUAGAGUACAUCUGUCAGCUGGAGCAGAAGAUGGGAACAGUGGCCAGUGCCAAGUGGAGCGCUGCCCCGAUUGUCUCUACAGGGCGGCUUGGCAGUGCGUUAUCUGACUCUGAGGACGAGAACCCAGAGGCUCUGCAGCCCCUCCGUCCACCAAGACCUCUGGGACACUACAGCCUGUGUGAGCAGAGUGAACCGGAUUCUUUGCUUCUUGCCACUCCUCCUCCUUCCCCCAGGGAGGUAGAGAGGAGUGCAGUCGUCAUCAACCAACCAGCUCCUCUCUCUUCGCCACACCAGGCCGGCGCUGACACUCUGGCCCACAGCUCUGAUUCAGAAGAGGAAUCCGAUCCACUUCAGUGUGGACAGCACAGCUCUGGAGAGGAAACCGCAUUUCUGCUCCCUGAGCACCCGGACGCUGUUCUCAGUGAUCUGGCGGACACCUCGCUGUGGUAACCAAUGGACGUCCAGUCGCAGCCGCAGCGCGUGAUCAGAAAGGAGAAGAGAAGGGGGACUUUCUUCGGAGUUAAUGUUGCUCCACAUUACAGCUCACUCACUACACAGACAAAAAUGUUAAUAUGCAAUUUACAUCCUAUCUGCCGCGAACCUUAGUUUUUCCCUCACAGACUGUUGUGUUAUCGCCAUAGCUGUUUUUUCUGUUGAUACGAAUGACAUAACCCUCCCUCGUUGUGGCAGGUCAACACAGUGUUUAUGACUGACAUAAGACUUGCACCGUUUUAAGCAUGGGCUUCGGCGUUUGAGAGUUCGCCGGCUGUAGCAGAACGAUUUCUGUUGAAUCACUGCUAUGUCGAGAGCUUUUACGACGGAUGUUAUGUCGUUUUUAUGACAUUUGUGAUUAGGACUCGUGACAGGCACUGUAAUUAUGAUGUUUUGUGCAGGACCGGCUCUGCUGGAAAUCAUGGCAAAACUCUCUUCCAACAUUAAAUUCUCCACAGCAGCUUCGAACACUGUUCAUGACAGCAUUAAGUAAUGACACAGUAUCAUGCUAGAAUUAUAUUGCAGCAAUGUAGGUGUAUGUCAUCAUAUUUCUCCUCCAUUUACUCUGAGCUAAGGUUUGAUAUGCACUUUCUUGUACGCAUUAGCGGUCGAUUGUUGUCGUGCAGAUGCAGUUAAGGAUGCAGACGGACAAGCAUUUGAAAUACAGAGCUUAUUGAACAGAUUGUGUUUAAAGUCUGUUAAGAUAGAUGCCAGACACAGCUUUCUACUUCAGUAAAUUCAUAAUAUCUUUAUUAUAAAUUUAAUGCUCAUAAGCUUUUCACUGUAGAUCAGCUGCAGGUUUUACUUCCAAAUGCUCCUGGAUUUUAUGUUUCACAAUUAUUGAAAGGAAAUGCUAAUACUGGCUAGUCACUGGGAUAUCUAGUGUUGGUCUUUAUUACAGUUUGUAUUGUACAGAAAUCCUAUUUCACACCCACGCAGUUUUAAAUUUGUGCCUCAACUAAUGAAGACUAAAGGCAAAGAAAAUCAUCUUUAUAGAUCCUGACGUGGUGUGACAUGGUGUUGGUAUUCUCCCCUAACCCCAUGGCAAUAUACUGCCUAAUAAAAAUCUUUGCCUACCUUUUAAUCAAUACUAUAUGCAUUUUUCAUGGUUUUUCUAUUUAUAAUUAACUUGAGUUAUGCUGCAACGAAACUAUAUUCAGGUUAAGUCUGAAAUAGGUGUUUGUUUUUCACACAACUGUUUGUGCAGUGUGUGACAAAAUUUUCCAUGCUUGGCUAAGAUUUGCUAGACACUUUGAUGCUUGAUUUUAUCUGCUGUAUUUGCACCCUAUUUUUACUAUAGAAGAGUUUUUAGAUGAAAAGUUGAUAUAUGGAUACUUAACAAUAUGUCAGUUGUGUCCUUUCAUCAUUAUCUUAAUCAUUACCAGUGUGUGUUGUGUUUACGCAUAUUUUACCAACACUUUGUGUUUUUAUUGUACUCACUGUUUUCUAGUACUCACUUUGAUAUUUGAGUUGUAUUGUUGCAAGAUAAUGGUGCUAAUGAAAGGGAAUGUUACCAGCAUGCUGAGCGGAAGGGAGAGGUGAAAAUCUGCAAAAGAAGCUGAUUUUAAUGUGCAAACAAGCAGCUUCACCAGGAACAGGAUUAUUGCUGAGUAGUCAUGAAAGGAGUAAAUGUCUGUCCAACCUCUUGUUCAUCUUGUGUCAGUAGAUGUUCUGGUGUUGCAGUACAUGUUGAUUCUCCUAAAGUAGAAGUAGGAGCGUUUUGAUGAGCCUGGUAUUCUCUCCCAAAAGACAGCACACUACAUGUUCUCUCCAUAGACUUUGUUUGUGAUCGUAAUCUGACUUUAUGUCUUAGGGAAGUUAUUUUUUGAUGUUCCACUGAGAGCUCCUGUAUGAGCACUUCUCGUCAGGACACGGUCUCCCGUUGCAAUAAAGCUCCAGUGGUUAUGGUUUGUUUUGAAGUUUUGUGCGUGAAGGUUAUGUACACCACCGUGUAUUUUCUUAUCAGUCAUGUAACAGGGUUUGGGUGGGGUUCUGCAUAAUAAAAUGGUUUAUGUAUCCAUCA
This is a messenger RNA of Scatophagus argus, 4272 nucleotides long. It is a transcript of the gene calcoco1a, whose product is annotated as calcium binding and coiled-coil domain 1a. NCBI's taxonomy places the organism in Eukaryota, Metazoa, Chordata, Actinopteri, Scatophagidae. The transcript is spliced from 16 exons. The record is from RefSeq and is a predicted model, not a curated record. The coding region runs from base 249 to 2207 and encodes 652 amino acids.